UUUCAGUGGGAGCGCACGAGAUGCUCCGCAGCGCACUGUGAACAUCAUCACGCCCAGAGCGGCUCCGCGGACCAGCGCCAAACUAAACUUCUAUUUACAAUAAUCAUAACAAAAAAAUAUAAAAAUAUUCGUAUUGUCGCACAAAAAGUUAAUUUGCUAAACAAAUAUCCGAGACAGAACGGUAAUCAUGGAUGUAGAUGUGUCUUUAAUCCUGCCUGCAAUUUUGUUCACGCUUCUCGCUAUUAUUGUAGGAUCCUCGUUUUUCGUAAAGAAACCAAAAGCGUCCAAAAAGAAGAAGGGAGAUGACGCUGCAGCGGGGCGCACUGAGAGAGUAGAGGAGCAUUUCCAGCCUAAAGUGGUAGUACCUGAAGUGGCGCCUGUUGUAGCCCACAAAGAGGAGACAAAGGCGGAGGAGGUGGUCGUCGAGGAAAAGGUGGAGAAAGAAGAAGAACCCGAAGUGGUGCCCGUGGUGCCCGUGGCCCCGGUGGUUGAAGAGAUUGGAGUCGUAGAAGAGCAACCCGUGGCGGAGUCUGAAAUCCCCCCAGCACAACAGGAGACGGAGAAAACAGAAGUCCAGGAACCAGAACAAGAACCAGAACCAGAACCACAGCCAGAACCAGAGCCUGAACCUGCCCCUAAACCAGUCGUAGAGGAGGAGCCUAUCCCCGAACUCAUCCCUGGAUCCAUCCCAGAGGAGGUCAUCCCCGAAACCCUGGCUGAACCCGAACUUGUUCCCAUUGCAGAGCCCGUUGCAGAGAAGGAGCCCCUAGCUGAGCUGGACCACAAUGAUGUAAAAGCCAGCGUGGAGGAAGACUUGUCCCUGAAGUAUGCCCCUGGGAAGAAGAGGACCAGCCAGUUUGAAGAGAUGAUGACCAAGGAGGAGCUGGAGGAGGAGCAGAGAAUGGAGGAGUAGGCUGAGCGAGAGGGGGGCCCCCCCGGCUCUGUGGAAGACGAACCCUGCUAAGAAGACCCUUGCCCAAGAAGCACCGAUUCUGUCGACUGUCCGGUGACUGUACUGUCGUUUGGAAAAAAAUAAAUGUUGCUUUUUUUUGGUCUUUUUCUUUCCUUUUUGUUUUUUGGUGGCCUGGAAAUAAAGGCCCCUUUUCACACUUCAGCCAGCGAAGUCUCGCGCUAGAUACCACAGAGUGCCUUAAUAUUGUUAUAUCUCCCUUCUUCUGUGUGUCAUUAUACUGCUGGCUUCUUUCCCCACCUCUCCCGACCUGAGGAGAGAGCUCUGCCACUCUGUCCUUUAAAAAUUCUAAUGAGAGGGCACAGGGACAGCAUUUCACUUGAGCCUUGAACCAUGACAAAGUCCAAGAUGUCUUCAGUAUAACCUUUGAAGGAAGGUACUCUCUACUCUGCCUUCUGUGUGAGUGCUGGCCGCUGUGUUUGUAAAUACGUGUCACCGCACUAAGCCAGGCUGCAGUCCCCUUUUCUCAUAACCCCUCCGACAGGUUGCACUGGCGAAAGGGAAAGCCGCUCCUUAGUGCCCUGACAGCGUGUCCCUCGCUCUCUUGGACUUUCCAACCAACACGGUAGAAUGACAUGACAAAGUGAUUCAA
Molecule: messenger RNA, 1562 nt
Organism: Megalops cyprinoides (Indo-Pacific tarpon)
Lineage: Eukaryota; Metazoa; Chordata; Actinopteri; Elopiformes; Megalopidae
Product: matrix-remodeling-associated protein 7-like
Exons: 4
Coding region: 188-913 (241 amino acids)
Source: RefSeq, a predicted model, not a curated record